UCAAUCUCGUUUAAAAAAAUAAAACUAACAAUCAUUUUACAGGUUGUAUAUUAUUUUUAAUUCAUUUAUCACAUAACGUUUCGUUGAGGUUGAGUGUGUGGUGUUAAUGGCUUCCAAAGACAAGGGGGAGGGGUGGAUUUUGCCGAUCCAGUAUGAACAGCGCCGAUCCCGAUCAAUCAGCGAGUUCACUCCUUCCUUGCGACUGAGCAUCUCCCUGAGCAUUGCACAUUGCGAGAUUUGGAAAUCUGUUGGCAGCUGAAGGCGACUGAAAGCAUCAUCAUCAUCAUCAGCCCUACCACCAUUAGCUAAUCACUACAUUCAUAUCUAUACACCAGAGAAGACAUCAGUGCAUAAACACACACCAUAUAUUGCUAAACUAGAGUCACUGAAAACACUACACACCAUCCAUCCAUCCAUCCACACAUCCAUCCACGCACACACACACUGGGAAAAAGUACUAUCCUAGUACUUUGCAGUGUACUACUGCUGUAUUUUCAACAUUCAAGUGUUGGGAAGUGUUUUUGUGCUUUUGUCUUUGCUGUGAACAGGAUGCCACGGAAGGGGAAGCGUUCCGAAGCAGCAAAGCGCCGAUGGAGGAAGCUGGACCUUGCUGAUCCACAGACGGGCCAGACCAGCGCACCCCAGCAGCCUGGGUCCCCACCCUCGACGACCAGCGAUGGGACCAUCCUGCAGUCUCCCACGAAGAAGAGAGCCAGGUUCCAGACCUCCCCUCUGGCCGACCAGCCCCGUGUGGUGGAUGCCUGCUCCGCCACUUCUUCUGUGGUUGCCCAGGAGUCUCUGGCCAGACACCAGCCUCCGAGACACGUCCGAGGCACUGGGCGGCGCCACACCGUGCGGAAAUGGCCAGUUUCUGCAGUGACUGGGAAGAACCACAAGCUGGUCAUUCCAGCCGUGGCUCAGGGCAAGCGGUUUGUCCUGAUCGUUGGAGACUCCCAUCUGCGAGCCAUUGCAGAUGGAUUUGUGAAGAUGCCGGAGGGACCCUUGUCUUUUGGAGUGAUGUCCACCCCGGGUGCCACGGCGGCUCAGUUGUGGGCUGAGGUGCAGAAUGCGGUUCUGUCUCGUUCUCCUGAGGCGGUCUGUGUUUUGGCACCCAGCAACAACUUGGGUCGUCCCGUUGGCGAGGCAGCCACUGACUUCGGGCAGCUCCUGACCGCCACCUGCAGCCGCUGGCCUAACGUCGUCGUCGUGGACUUUCCUCCACGUCUGAACGUCGUGGUGGCCCAGCAGGAUCGUCUGCGCCGGGAGUACCGUCGGGUGGCAGCUAGCAUGGGUAUUCCCUACCUAUCCUCAGCUGACCACUUCCCGCUGUCACGCCUUGAGAUGUGGUGUAGGGAUGGCGUACACCUCAGUGACAGCGAUGGGAUGCCUGUGCUUGCCAGGUUGUUGUGGGUUGCUGCCCGCCGUCAGCUGGAGAGUACCGCACCCACCCCACCCCCUCCACCUCCGCCACCAGCUCCUCCUAUGUCACCGCCGGGCGAGCCCCAUCGUCUUUGGUCAUCCCUGUUCCAGAAGCUGGAGACGACUGUACCACCAGCACCUUCUCUUCAGACGUCCCCACCGAUGCGAGUGUUCCUGCCAAAAGUGGUCGUGAAGGGUGAGGUCACCGUGCAGCAUCCUUCCAACCCUUUUGACUGGACACUCAUUGGCAGCGCAGAGGGGAGGAGUCGACGUGUCAAGUCCAAGGUGCCCCGUGACUCCAGCAAAGGGAUGUGCAAGCAGCAGGAGGACCUGUUGCAGUGCAACAUCCCUGUGAACCCUGUGUGGUUCAGCCCGCCCAUGCUGGUUGCAAUGGACAAGCUGGCUCCAUCGCAUCUUCCAAGCCCUGAGACCUCCACAGUUAUCCCCAAGGGCAAGAAGGCGGUGACUGCAGAGUGCCAACCGCGUCGUCCAGCCUCCAAGAGGAGAGUGGGAGAGCUGCAGAUGGAGGCAACACCGCCACCUUCCUCCACGCCACUGCAGCACAUUGUACAGGAUGAGGCCAGCUGGAUGGAGGAAACACCACAUCGUGUGGAGCUGCCUUCCACCCCAACGCCACCUUGCAGUCCCGGGCCAGUGGUCGUCACAGAGGAGACGUGUGCGCCAUCCUCCACACCACCACAGCACAUUGUCAUGGAUGGGACCAGCUGGACUGAGGCGAAGGCGACACUGCAUACUGUAGAGCUGCCGUCAACACCAUCACCGCCUUGUAGUCCAGAGACAGUGGUUCAGAGAGACAUUUGUGCAAAGUCCUCAAUGCCACUACUGCACAUUGUCCUGGAUGAAACCAGCCAGGAUUGUGGCACAGAAGCUGGUCGACGCAUUCGUACCGUCCGGGCCACUCACUCCCAGAUGGAUUUGAGGUAUGACGAUUGCACUCGCAAUAAUCAGUGCACGUGUAUGGCACUGACGUUCUUGGCCUACCAUGCUGAGGGGUUUCAUUUUGAUUCAGACGUUCUUGACAGAGUUCUUGAAAAUGGAGACUCACUCUAUGCGUGGACAAUAUGUGGGCUAGGACUACGUUUAAUCAGCAAUCAUUUAACCAAAGAGGAAAUGCCAAAGAUAGUUCACACCGACAACAAUGCAUACACAGUUACACAGUUGGAGCCGAAAUUUGGUUUGGUGAGGGAUCGCAGCAAUUCCCUAAUAGAUCCGUAUUUGUUGCCACUUGCCAGACAACUUGAGUGCCUCUCACAAGAUGUCACUCAUGCUUUUCUGAUUGUGGCUCCAGAGUGCUUUGCGGUUUUUCGUGAUAGGUCAGGAUGCUAUGGUUUUUUUGAUUCGCACAGUCGAUCUUCAGUAGGUUUGCCAGUCCCAAACGGAACUGCGAUUAUGAUGACAUUUUCACACUUAGAUGACUUAGUCGACCAUGUGCAUGAGCUCCUUUCGGAUCGCAGCCCCGAUGCGAACUACGAGUUGGUACCGGUUUCCUUUGGAUUAGAACAGAUAGCAAGUGACAGACAGGUACAGUUGGAUGUCGUAAUCACUUCAGAGCCCACCAAAGAAACAGACGCAGCAAUAAGAGAAUGUGUUGAGACAGAUCAGGAGGAGCUGAUAGUACCACCAUGCGUCCAUGUUCAAAUAGAUUUUUCCAAAGUGAGUAAAACGAGGCGACGGACCGCUAUGAAAAGGGCACUAAAGUGCCAACAAUGUAGACCGUUUGAAGCUUCAAACAAACCCGAUCCCCGUCAAAAAAAACGUCUACAAAUGAAGGUCAAGUAUGUAACAGACACUAAUUACCGCCAACAAAAAUUAAACGGCUUUACCACGCGAUACAGGUGUGAUAGUGCCUUUAAGAAUAAACAGAAGACGCACGUAGCUGAAAAAUACCACAGAAGUCCAACGACCAAAAAGACUUUAAUGUCAGCAUAUGUUAGGAGAAGGUAUCAAUCUGAUCUGGCUUUUGUUGAACGACAGAAGCUGAAUUUCAGGGAAGGGUAUCACCUGGAUUCAGAUAUUCAGGUGAGAAAAAAGUUAUAUCAGAGGGAGCGGUAUCAACGGGAUCCAGCUUUUCAGGCGAGACAAAAGUUAUAUGUGAGACAGAGGUAUCACAGGGAUCCAGCUUUUCAGGCGAGACAAAAGUUAUAUGUGAGACAGAGGUAUCACAGGGAUCCAGCUUUUCAGGCGAGACAAAAGUUAUAUGUGAGGGAGCGGUAUCAACGGGAUCCAGCUUUUCAGGCGAGACAAAAGUUAUAUGUGAGAGAGAGGUAUCACAGGGAUCCAGCUUUUCAGGCGAGACAAAGGUUAUAUCUGAGGGAGCGGUAUCAUCGGGAUCCAGCUUUUCAGGCGAGAUAUAGGGUGUAUCUAAGAGAUAAAUAUCGCAACCAUCCAGGUUUUAAGCAAAGGUGGGCUGUUUUCAUGAAAACAUGGAUGCAGAAGUAUAGAAACAAUCCUUAUUUUCAAAAUAACAAAUAUGUGCGAGAUAGUAAUAGACAUUCUAAUGUAAGGCUACAUGUUCAGCAUUGUGAAAAGAACCGUCUUACCAGGCAGCGUAUUCGGCACAAAUUACAAUGCGCGCUUCAAAUAAAGACUAAAUACAUGACUAGAACUCAACAUUCAGCCAACAAUGUGCAGGAUCCAGCAAGCGCUGUAAUGAAAGCAGCAAUAUCGUCGUUCCGCGAAAGAGUCGCACAUGGGCCCACAUAUGUUUGUACUGUAUGCCACCGUGCUCUUUUCCUAAAUCAGGUACAGAAAUGCAAUCGAGGAAAAUAUAGCGACAACCAUGACAUAGUGGCCGCCAGCUUGACAGGUAUAUAUGUUCACGUCUGCAACAACAGUUGUUCUGCCCCAUGCACUGCCCCGCAAGAGAGAAAGCAGGAAUGGAUAUGUCACUCCUGUGACUCCCACCUCAGGAGAUGUGCAAUGCCACCUCUGGCAGUUGCAAAUAAGUUGGAUCUGGCACCCAUUCCCCAAGAGCUGUCCGAUUUAAAUGUACUCGAGAGACAGCUGAUAGCAAAAAUUAUACCUUUUGCAAAAAUUGUAGCAUUGCCCAAAGGACGGCAACGAGCUGUUCAUGGCUCAGUAGUGUGCGUACCGUCGGAAAUGGAAGCAGCAGUGAACUCACUACCUCGGCCACGUAGCGAAGCUCAACUGCUGCAGGUAAAGCUGAAGAGACGCCUUCGGUAUAAAGGACAUCAGCAUUUUUAUACAGUAAAUAUGGCGAAUGUUAUAGCCGGGCUCAGGACGCUGAUAGACACUCAUCCACAGUACAGGGAUGUGUGCAUCAAUGAGAGUGCAGCAGCUGAAAGUGUCCUUGAAGGGGAAGAGGAGCCAUCCGCCCUGCCGUCAUCAUCCUUGCAGCAAGAGGCCAGCAACGCCCAAGUUACGCAGGCACAGCAUGUUGAACGUGAUCAGGAGGAACUUCGGCCGGGCCUCAUGUUCGAUACAUGCAUGCAGCCGCUUGACAUUUCACAGGAAAGUCUUUCAUUUGGGGAUGGGAUAUUCAGCAUUGCUCCUGCCCAACAAAACAAGCCUGUUGGAUUUUUUGCUGUGCCGCAGCUGGAGGCCAUGGCCUUUCCUGUUCUGUUCCCAACGGGAAAGAACACAAUGGAUGAGGAGAGGAUCGUUAAAGUAUCACCGAGUUCUUACUUCAACACCAGAUUGUUUUCAGUUGAUCCACGCUUUGCUGAAGAUCAGGGCUACCUUUUCUUUGCCCAAUUUGUCAUUGAAACGUACAUGGCCAAUAACAGCAUGUCGAUUCAGUCGCGGAAAGGAAAACCUCACACUGCGGAUGGGAGGAAAAUUCUGAACCGGAUGAUCCAGGACAAGGAGGCGUUGGAGCGGCUCAUACAGAACAGGGAAGCGACCAGAUUUAUGCAGCCACUCCGAGGAACACCAGCAUACUGGGAGAAAGCUCACCGGGAGCUCCACGCAAUGGCCAGGCAGUUGGGGAAGCCAACAUUUUUUCUUACCUUUUCUGCGGCGGAAAUGAGAUGGCCUGAAGUCACUGCUGUGAUAAAAGCGCAGCAAGGCCAACAGGAGGGUCACUUUUCAGAUCUGGACUGGAACGCUAAAUGCGAGAUUCUCCGCAGCAAUCCAGUCACGGUCAUGCGCAUGUUUGAGAAAAGGGUAGAUGCUCUCUUAGAGCUUAUUCUGUCUCCUGCGCAGCCCAUCGGCCCAGUCGAGGACUACUUUUAUCGUGUUGAGUUUCAAGCACGAGGAAGUCCUCAUAUACACAUGGUGGUGUGGAUAAAGGACGCACCGGUGAUCGAGGAACCAGAUCCCAUCUACUGUGGCGAAGUGGUCGAAUUCAUCGACCGUUAUAUCACCUGCCACAUCCCCGAUCAAACCAAGGAUCCGGAACUCCAUGAAGUGGUUACGAGUGUUCAAACUCACAGCCGCAGUCACACCAAAUCUUGCCGAAAAGGAAAUGUCUCCUGUCGCUUUGGAUUCCCUAAACUGCCCAUGGAUGUCACCACAAUUACCUUUCCCUUUGAGGACCCGACCAGUGAUGACGAAGAGGAAAACGAUGACCCCAAGAAGAAGAGACGGAAGGAGGAAGACGCCCGUGCCAAAAGGACCAAGUUGGCGAAGAAACAGAGGGAGUCCAAGGAAAAGCUGAAACAGCUAAGAGAGCGUCUUAUGGACACACAGGUUCCGGAGGACUUGACGGACCUGCUCAAUUCGUGCCAGCUGACCCUGGGUCGGUAUAAGCACUAUGUUGAGAACCUCAGUACUGGGAUGGCUGUCCACUUGAAGCGUACACCGCAAGAAAGUUGGACUAAUGCCUACAACCCCCAUCUGCUGCGUGCGUGGAACGCCAACAUGGACAUCCAGUAUAUUCUGGAUGAUAUCAGCUGCAUCAUGUACAUGAUGUCUUACAUCUCCAAGCCGGAGCACGAGAUGACAGAGUUCCUCAAAUCUGUCAUCAAGGACGUGCAAAAGUCUGACGCCAACCAGAAGGAGGAGAUGCAAAAGAUCAUGCAGGCGUAUUCAAAGCACAGAGAGGUAAGUGCUCAGGAAGCAGUGGCACGAACAUGCAGUUUGCCCCUGAAGAAGUCCUCACGCAAUGUGGUGUUCCUCCAAACCGACGAGGACGGUUUCCGAAUGAGUCUGCCCAUGAGUCGGCUUAUGACCAUGCACCCAGAUUCAGCUGAAGUGUGGAUGUCAAGUUUGCCGGAAAAGUACGCCAACAGACCACGUACGCAGGCGUUUGAGUCUAUGUGUCUGGCAGAGUUUGCGUCUGAUUACAGGGUGGUCUACGGUUACGAGAGAGAAGGGCCAAAUGUCAUUCCCCUUUUGAACGACAUGGGUUGCAUUCAGAAGAGGACCAGGGGAAAACCUGCCGUCAUAAGAUACACGCGGUUUUCCAUGACAAAGGUUCCUGAAAAAUAUUUCAGGGCCCUUCUCAAACUCUACUUGCCCCACAGGACGGACCGUGAGUUGACCAGCGACUCCCACCCAACCUAUGAGUCAUUCUACCUGGACGGAUGGUCAAGGCUAGGUCCUGCAAAGGCCAUCGUUGAUGAGAAAAUGAAGCGGUUUGAGGGCCAAGCGAAGAAACUGGACAAGGCUUUGGAGCGACUCCAACAGGAAGGUCCAGCUGUUAAUGCGUGGAACUCUUUUGCGCCAGAGGUGGAAGCAGAGCGCCUGGAAUGUCUUGCUGCGCUGAAGGCCAUGAUGCCAAACGCAGCGGACGAGCGGGAUGAGCAGGAUGAUGUUCCUGCCUAUCAGGCUGACCUUUCCGGCGCCCCAGCACUGCCGGCCUUUGAAGCACCCCAGUUGAGUCCGGACUUUGUGAGGAGGAUGUACCGCAGUCUUAACAUCAUGCAGGCUUCCGUCUUCUAUGCCGUACGCGACUGGUGUUUGCAGCGCGUUUCUGAUCGCGACCUUGAGCCCUUUCAUUAUUUCAUCUCAGGGGGAGCUGGAUGUGGCAAGUCACAUGUCAUCAAGUGCAUUUACCAGGAGGCCACCAAGAUUUUUCGGCAGCUUCCUGGCAUUCGUACCGAUGCGGAUUUGUCUCAACCCACGGUUCUGUUGACGUCAUUUACCGGCACAGCUGCGCUCAACAUUUCUGGGAAAACCUUGCACUCGGUCUUGAAGCUCCCAAGAAGUUUGAGGCCUCCAUAUCAAGGACUCGGCAACGCGCUGGACACCUUGCGGGCGAGUCUUUCCAACGUGCAGAUUUUAAUCAUUGAUGAAAUAUCAAUGGUCUCCAAGGAUCUUUUUGCGUAUGUCCACUGGCGGUUCCAGCAAGUCAAGGGCAACCGGAAGACCUUUGGAGGGAUCUCUGUGCUUGUAGUUGGGGACUUUUACCAGCUGCCACCUCUUGGAAGGGCCAAACCCCUCUGUGUGUAUGAGGAUAAUGUCCUUGACCUCUGGACCAACUUUCAGUUGGUCCGACUUACGGAGAUCAUGCGACAGAAGGAGGACCUGACCUUUGCCCAGCUUUUGAACAGGGUAAGGGAAAAGAGGAAGGAGGAGCCCUUGUAUGAAAGUGACCGGGCUUUACUGCAGCAGGCUACUGUCGAAACAUCGCAGUGUCACACCAGUACGCUCCACAUUUUUGCAACCAAUAAGGAGGUUGACGAACACAACCGUGCAACUGUGGCAGCUUUGAAACUGAAUGUGGUCGACAUUCCGGCAGAAAACUACAGAAAAGACCCCCGGACCGGACAAUUGGUCAUCGUGUCCAACAUGAUAACCGGGAGGAAAAGAGAUCUGCCCAACAACCUGCAAGCCGCUGUAGGAGCGCGAGUCAUGAUCAUCCGGAACUUGGACAUUGAGGAUGGUCUCGUGAACGGCACCUUCGGGACCAUCAUGAACAUUGUCCGUGGACCACAGGCCGCUGUUACUUUUCUUGGCAUUUCUUUGGACAAUCCUGGAGCAGGCCUGAAAUUUCGGAAGAAACUUCAGGGAUCCGGGGACGAUUUGGCCUACAUAGAAAAGUCAGAGGAAAGUUUAAGCAUCAAAGGACUGGUGAGGCGGCAAUUCCCGGCAAAACUGGCCUUUGGAUGCACGGCGCACAAAGUGCAAGGCAUGACGCUAUCUUCUGCGGUCGUAUCUCUGAAGCGCGUGUUUGAACCUGGAAUGGCCUACGUCGCUCUAAGUCGCACGACCUCGCUCCAGGGACUGAAGAUCAUGGACUUGGAUGAGAAGAAAAUAUAUGCUGAUCCCAACAUUGCUUUGGCAAUGGACAGCAUGUUGCACGCUUCUUUCUUGUCUGUCAGACCGCUGUUGCACUUUGCACAAGGGCCUUCUCCGACUUUGAAGAUUGUCCACCAUAACACAGAGGGCCUCGCGUGUCACAUGGACAUCAAAUCUCAUCAUGAGCUGAGACUGGCUGAUGUGCUUUGUUUGACGGAAACCCAUUUGUCUGGUUCCAUCUCGCCACACUUGAAGCUGGAGGACUACGCUGUUUUUGUACGGAACAGACGUGUCUCCUACUUAAACAGGCCAGACAUGGCUGCGAAAGAGGGAGGCGGAGUUGCAGCCUACUGUCGGAGGGAACUUCGAGGCCAGCCCCUUCGGUUUGUCCAGAAUGUGCCAGACCUUGAAUUCUUGGUGGUUAAAGUCAUGGUGCCGAUCACGGCUGUGGUGGCUACUGUUUAUCGACCACCAAACUUGAGUCUGGGCACAUUUCUACCUAAUUUGACAAACCUCUUGGACACCUUGGCAAUGAUGGAAAGCCACCCCAUUGUUGUUUGUGGCGACUUCAACGAGGACCUGCUUUCGAAACGUAAGAAGCCUAUACUGGAGUUGUUUGAGUCCAGAGGCUAUACUCAGCUCAUCGGCAAGGCAACAACUGGCAAGCAGACACUGAUUGAUCACAUUUACAUUUCUCAACCGCAGUCUUGCAUUCAGUCAGGUGUUCUGCAUUCUUACUACAGUUACCACAGUCCGGUGUACUGUAUCUUAACAUCUUUGUAGGCCCUGGUCUGGUCUACACAUGCUGUCUUGUCCCCAAUGAACAUUUGCUUGCAAUGACCAUGUGGCCAUUUCUUCCCCUCCAUCCAUCCACGCCGUCUCACAUACGUCAGUACUCCGUGCUUGUGACCUGAAGGCUAGGUAUGCUGUACCUCUGCUCAUGGGCUGCCUUUCAGAAAUGCAGCUGCACACGCUUUAGCCCCAACCGGAAGAUGUCGCUUUAUUAUAUGUAGUAGAUACAUACUCGAGUCAGAAUUACUGUAUUAUCAUCUCUGAACGGGCAGUGUUGGCAUAGUCAUGUUCUCCAUGUUCUCAAUGUUCUCCCUAUUCCUGAAACUUCAUGUCACUUAUAUGAUGGAACAUUCUAAUAACUUGUCUCUCUCUCUCUCUCUCUCUCUCUCUCUCUCUCUCCCCUGUAGUAGGCACUAUUGCAUGAAUAGCCUGUUCGAGGCUGUUAUGUUAUACUCGGUCAUAGCAUUACUUUCAGCUUUUUCAAUUACUGACUUGUUACUAACCUGUCUCUCUUUCUCUCCCCUGUAGUAGGCACUGCUGCAUGAAGACAUGAGAACGGUUAUCGGUAUCAGCGUUGCUGAUAUGUAGUCAUCGGACCUCUUUUUUUUUCUGCAAUAUAUAAUAUUGAUAAAGUAUAUAGUGUGUUUGGGUGUGUGUGUGUGUAUAUACAGUAUGUAUAUGACUGAUUUAUUUGACUAACUUGUCUCUCUUUCUCUCCCCUGUAGUAGGCACUGCUGCACAAAGAGCUGAGAACAGCAAAGCUCAAAGAUUUGUAUUAGUGGCAGUACAUUUUACGCAAUAUAUAACAUGUAUAAAGUGUAUAUGUAUAUGACAGUUACUGAUAACAUUUGACUAACUUGUCUCUCUUUCUCUCCCCUGUAGUAGGCACUGCUGCGUGAAAAGCAAAGCUCAUAGAUUUGUAGUAGUCGCAGUACUUUUCCGCAAUAUGUCACGUGGAGUCUAUAUAUUGGGGAUGCUCGGCAUAUGAGUAUCCCAACUGACUUCCUGGCUACAGAGGAGAACAGGUUCAACUCGCAUUCUGAUACCAACUGCAGGACAUGACAGAAAAGGGAAAAGACAAUCCUUUACAGAAACAUUUCCCGGACGUGUUAAUACUUCAUUCCUGUUGUAAUACGUAGUUACCUACCACAUACAUAUGUUCACUAUGCCUUUUUGUUCUCAAGCGUUUGCACCUUUAUGUAUAAAGACCAUUAUUAUGCAUAAUCAUGCUGUACCAAACAUUUUUGUAUUGUAACCUAAAUGGUCGAGACAGACGGCUGCCCCACUGAGCCUGGGUUCUGUCCAAGGUUUCUUCCCAAGUGGGAGUUUUUCCUUGCCUCCGUUGCCAGGUGCUUGCUCAUGUGGGUUUCUGUUGUUCAUUUAUGACAAACUUGAUAGACCAAACUAAUGAUAAUAAUAAUGUGAACCAAAGUGCCUCGAUCACUUGUUUUGUUGUGAGUUGGUGCGAUAUAAUGUCAUUGAACACUUCUUGUAAAAUUACUGCUGUUUUUUUUCUGAAUUAUUUGAUGUGCCUUGGGCCGCUGACCUAAACUGUUGAGUUACAUACGGGACAUGUUGCCUUGCUACAUGAAGUGUUGGUCAUUGGUUUUAUCUUUCUAUAUUAUACAUCACAAUACUGUUCAUAACUGGUGUAAUUGUUGACAUUUUGACUUCAAGAA
Molecule: messenger RNA, 11054 nt
Organism: Doryrhamphus excisus (bluestripe pipefish)
Lineage: Eukaryota; Metazoa; Chordata; Actinopteri; Syngnathiformes; Syngnathidae
Source: RefSeq, a predicted model, not a curated record